AUGAAAGGACCCCGUGGGGUCUAUGCUGGUCAGCAGAUUGAGGCCUUCCUGGACAACUUCUUCUUCUGCCCAUCUUGUACAACCUGGCGGACAACCAGGCCUUCACGAUGGACAGCUCCCUCAGCCGGCACCGGGAGCAGAAACAGCAGGCGUCGGCAUGCUUCAACGUCCACCACCACCCUGGUUUCUACUACUGCCGUGAACGCGACAAAGCCCGUCCCCGCGCGGUAUAAACCUCUCUACGAGUCGCUCCUCAAUGUACGAAAAAAAGCAGCCGCUCAGAUCAACCUCAGUCGACUACAGCUUGCCCUUCAAGGACUCGAGUCCGAAACCCCAGUGACCAGGGUGGCUAUUUUGGGACUGAACGUACAAGAUACCGCAAGCAGGGUGGUCAGAUUACUGCUUGCGGACGCAUUGGAAGACGAAGCGAGCUGGGAGAGGGAGUUGAUCAAGAGUGCCAAUAACACAGACUUCAGUCGAGGCGUGUUGAUACGUUAUGGACGAGCACCGAAUCCAAGUCUUCCUCGGCCGAAGAUGAGCAUCCCAGUACUGCACGUCCCAUCGAACGUACUCGAGAGAAACAAUAUGGAGAUACUCUUGUCAAGCAUCAGUGGACCCCGCAAUGGUGAGCUGUUGCAAGGAGCGCAAACAGUUACCUCAGAUGCAUUCCUGUCACCUUCAAUUGGAACUCCAACCGCCGCGAGUGGAAGACAGACGACUAUCAGCCAACCAGUACAUAGCUCUCUGCUGGUUACGAAAGACCUGGAUGGGCUCAUGUUGGCGGCAGAGUUAUUGGCGUCGACCAAUUUCACAGCUCGGGAAGACCGAGAAUCUGUGAGUUUGGUAGUUGACCUGAAAGGAUUCCAAGCAAAAAGCCAAUCCCAGGUCUUGGUCGUGGACGCAGCAAAAGCAGAGGAUGGCCUGGCAGCAAUCCGAAGAUCUGUAGGGGAAGCUACAGAAUACGAACACAAAUGGGUCGACUCAGGCAUGCCAACAUUGUCCAACUGGCUUUCACUGACUUCAGCUGCAAGAUCCGAAAGACCCAUUCCGGCACCUGUGAAGGCCUUGAUUUCUUCUCUACUGACAACUGCCAUGACCAACUUGCAACUUCAAGCUUCAUUAGAAGCUCAAUCGAACGCAGCUCGGCGAUUGAGCCCAGCAACAAAAGCCAACCUCGAGGAAGCCAUCGAGGGAUUUUCUCGUAACGCCCACCAGGAGCUCCAAUCUGGGCUCGCAUCAGCUUGGAGUUCCCACAACUGGCGCAAGUUGGCUUGGUACAAGCUGUUCUGGCGUGUGGAUGAUGUUGGUCUGAUCAUCACUGACCUUGUCUCAAAUGCCUGGCUUCCUCGCACUGAGCGCGCAGUCUAUGAAAUAUCUGGUAGGCUGUCUCAGGCGGGUAUCUCGCCAACAGACGCCUUGCCUCCACUGCCUCAGGAAGGAAAAUCGACAAUGGAGGCGGACCAAAAUAAACAGACAGAGCCCAACCCCGUACUGCAGGCGCAAGCUAGCAUUGCGACUGACCCUCCUAUGAGGACAGUCCUGAUAAAUCCCAAGGGAACCGCUGAAGUCGAGAUGGUCCCUGUCCCCCAACCUAUACCUUUGUCUUCAUCGAUCUCCAGUACCCGUUCUGAGCAAAUGCAACGGGCAAUUGCGGAUCUCACCAGCACUGCUCAACAGAUUGUGCUCAAAACCCUUUCAAUCACGGGUCUGACCGGCGGGCUCUCGGCUCUGACCUACCUUUCCAUCACACCUGGCAGCAUGUACGAAGCUGGUACGAUAGCAGCGCUGGGUACUGCUUACGCGUUGUGGCGUAUGCAAGGAGACUGGUUCAAGGCUACGAAGGCAUUGGAGCAUAACUUGUACGACGAAGGCAGGACUGUUAUUCAGAGGAUUGUGGGCAGGAUGGAGGAGCUAGUUGAUGCUGCCAAUCGAGUCGUGGAGGAUGAGGUCGAAUUGCAGAGUCGGAAAGAGGUUGAAGAUGCUGUGACGAGAGCCAAGGAAGAAUUAGAUCGACUUGAAAAAUGA
Molecule: messenger RNA, 2025 nt
Organism: Fonsecaea monophora
Lineage: Eukaryota; Fungi; Ascomycota; Eurotiomycetes; Chaetothyriales; Herpotrichiellaceae
Exons: 1
Coding region: 1-2025 (674 amino acids)
Source: RefSeq, a predicted model, not a curated record